GCCCCAGCCGGAGCGGGGCGGGGGAGGGAGGAGCCAGAGCGGCCGCCGCCUCUGCCGGAGGAGCCGCGGGGCCGCCACACUCGCCCCCCGCCCCCCCGCGCUCACUCGCACUCACACCCCGGCGCUGGAGGCGGGCGGCCCGGGCCCCACCGGCCCCCCAUGGACGCCCCCGGCACGGGGCGCUGAGACCCCCGCGUCGUUGCCCAACUCGGUUCAGCGCGCCAAGCCAAGAUCUCUCCCAACAGGACAAGCCUCUGAAGACCUCCCAGCCCCUAGCCCAGUACCAUUCACCAACCCAGCUUGCCCCUAGCUCUCCCACCUGCCACUCCCUGGCCCCUCCCACCACCCGCCCUCACCCCUUUGGGGCGCAGGGCAUGGUGUGAAAGGCUGAGUACUGAGACGGGUACCAUGGGUGCUGUGCCCUAGGGCCUGGGUGGUGGGGGGCGGGUGGCCUGUGGGCGUGGGGGGGGGGCAGUGUGCCCACCCCAGUCUCUUGGCGUGCUGGAGGGCAUCCUGGAUGGAAUUGAAGUGAAUGGAACAGAAGCCAAGCAAGGUGGAGUGUGGGUCGGACCCAGAGGAGAACAGUGCCAGGUCACCAGAUGGAAAGCGAAAAAGAAAGAACGGCCAAUGUUCCCUGAAAACCAGCAUGUCAGGGUAUAUCCCUAGUUACCUGGACAAAGACGAGCAGUGUGUCGUGUGUGGGGACAAGGCAACCGGUUAUCACUACCGCUGUAUCACUUGUGAGGGCUGCAAGGGCUUCUUUCGCCGCACAAUCCAGAAGAACCUCCACCCUACCUAUUCCUGCAAAUAUGACAGUUGCUGCGUCAUCGACAAGAUCACCCGGAACCAGUGCCAGCUGUGUCGCUUCAAGAAGUGCAUUGCCGUGGGCAUGGCCAUGGACUUGGUUCUAGACGAUUCGAAGCGGGUGGCCAAACGCAAGCUCAUCGAGCAGAACCGGGAGCGGAGGCGAAAGGAAGAGAUGAUCCGAUCACUACAGCAGCGACCGGAGCCCACUCCUGAAGAGUGGGAUCUGAUCCACGUUGCCACGGAGGCCCACCGCAGCACCAAUGCCCAGGGCAGCCAUUGGAAGCAGAGGCGAAAAUUCCUGCCGGAUGACAUUGGCCAGUCACCCAUUGUCUCCAUGCCGGAUGGAGACAAGGUAGACCUAGAGGCCUUCAGCGAGUUUACCAAGAUCAUCACCCCGGCCAUCACCCGUGUGGUGGACUUUGCCAAAAAACUGCCCAUGUUCUCCGAGCUGCCUUGCGAAGACCAGAUCAUCCUCCUGAAGGGGUGCUGCAUGGAGAUCAUGUCCCUGCGGGCAGCUGUCCGCUAUGACCCUGAGAGCGAUACCCUGACGCUGAGCGGGGAGAUGGCGGUUAAGCGGGAGCAGCUCAAGAAUGGCGGCCUGGGUGUAGUCUCUGACGCCAUCUUUGAACUGGGCAAGUCACUCUCUGCCUUUAACCUGGACGACACGGAAGUGGCCCUGCUUCAGGCUGUAUUGCUAAUGUCAACAGACCGUUCCGGCCUGCUGUGUGUGGACAAGAUUGAGAAGAGUCAGGAGGCGUACCUGCUGGCCUUUGAGCACUACGUCAACCACCGCAAACACAACAUUCCACACUUCUGGCCCAAGCUGCUGAUGAAGGUGACUGACCUCCGCAUGAUCGGGGCCUGCCACGCCAGCCGCUUCCUCCACAUGAAAGUCGAGUGCCCCACCGAACUCUUUCCCCCUCUCUUCCUGGAGGUCUUUGAGGAUCAGGAAGUCUAAAGCCUCAGGCGGCCAGAGGGUGUGCGGAGCUGGUGGGGAGGAGCCUGGAGAGAAGGGACAGAGCUGGGGGCUGAGGGAGAACCCCCCACCUCUUCUCUCCUUCCUCCCAUCCUUGGAUAGAUGCAGCUCCCAUAUACUCCUGCACUGCCCAGUCCCCCUCAGACCCUCCAGCCCUCACACAGGGCAACAAAUGAACUUGCUAUGAAAGACAGUAUGGGAGGCUGGGACCCAAGUCCUAGAGUUCCCGGGACCCCCCGACCUCUAAGAAAGUGAGGAAGAAUUAAGAGGGGCAAGCCAUCCUGACUGUAGGGUCAGGAAGAAUGAGGGACGGGGCAGAUGCCCUCACUCACCCCUAUCCACACAGGAGAGCCCUGCCAAGUUCCUUGGCCUAGAUUCCCCUUCAGGCCACAGGUCUCUACUUCCCCAAAAAUCUGGGUCCUGGCUGUAAAGGACAGCUUGGCUUGGCUCGGCUCCUCCCCUGGAGGCUAAAAAUGGUAGUCAUCCUAACUGCACUUUGGAAAGCAAGUAAGGGGAGACUAUAAAUGAAGAAAAACCUAGACAGACAAAAAAA
Onychomys torridus (southern grasshopper mouse) is the source of this 2336-nucleotide messenger RNA. RefSeq names its product thyroid hormone receptor alpha (gene Thra). Gene Ontology annotation, molecular function: nuclear receptor activity; RNA polymerase II cis-regulatory region sequence-specific DNA binding; zinc ion binding. The record is from RefSeq and is a predicted model, not a curated record. The transcript is spliced from 9 exons. Gene Ontology annotation, biological process: positive regulation of transcription by RNA polymerase II; thyroid hormone receptor signaling pathway; retinoic acid receptor signaling pathway. Bases 533 to 1765 code for a protein of 410 amino acids. Lineage: Eukaryota; Metazoa; Chordata; Mammalia; Rodentia; Cricetidae.